AUGAAUGGCCUAGAAAUAAGCCCAUUCAUAGCCGGUCUUCCAAAAGUCGAGCUCCAUGUUCACAUCGAAGGAACCCUGACCCCGGCUCUGCGCUGGGAUCUAGCGCACCGCAACGCCAUCUCCUUACCAUACCCCACCUUCGAAGAUCUCAAAGCCUCCUAUGCCGUAACCCUCAACCACCGACCAGAGCUCAACGGCCGACAGCCCGGAAUACCAACAUUCCUAGAAGCAUACUUUGCAGGAUGUGAAGUUCUGCGCACCGAAGCCGAUUUCUACGACCUAGCCAUGGCCUAUCUGCACCGCUGCGCGGAGAUGAAUGUGCGCUAUGCAGAGCCUUUCUUCGAUAUCCAAGCCCACACACGGCGCGGAGUCCCCGCCACCGCAGUUUUGGACGGCUACCUACGCGCGCAACGGGAUGCUGCAGCACAGCUUGGCGUGCAUUCGCGCUGGAUAUUGUGUUUCCUACGUGACGAACCGGUCCAGCAGGGUCUUGAUGCGUAUCGCGAGGCGAGACCGUGGGCAGCUGGUUCUGUGGAAGGCGGAAAGGGUCUUUUCCAUGCUGUUGGGCUGGCGAGUAAUGCCUACGAGCGCCCGCCUAUGCUUUUUGAAGAAGGGUUUCAGCUGGCGCGCGCUGAUGAACUACAUGUCACUAUGCAUUGUGAUUUCGGGCAGAAGGAUACGCAUGAGCAUAUUGCGGAGGCUAUCUUUCGGGUAUGUGGUGGGUUGGGGUCUGAGCGAAUCGAUCAUGGAUUGGAUGCUGAGGAUAGUGAGGAGUUGUGGCGGGGUUUGGUGGAUAGACGGAUUGGGUUGACUUUGUGUCCACAUGCGUAUCAUCGGCGGACGGCGACUGAGGUCUUGUUUCCUAAGAUUCGGAGGUUGGUGGAGCGGGGAGUGAAGAUUUGUUUCAAUAGUGACGAUCCGACUUUGAUGCACGAUGUCUGGGUUGAUGGGAAUAUGCAGAAGGCUUAUACAUAUUGUGGAUUCAGCAAGAGUGAGAUGGUGCAAUUUGUGAGGAAUGCGGUGGAUAUGUGCUGGGCUGAGGAGAAUAUCAAGAAAGCCAUCUAUGAAGAAUUAGAUGUGCUGGAUGUUCAAGAAGUUGAGUGA
Molecule: messenger RNA, 1104 nt
Organism: Penicillium brevicompactum
Lineage: Eukaryota; Fungi; Ascomycota; Eurotiomycetes; Eurotiales; Aspergillaceae
Product: adenosine deaminase family protein
Exons: 1
Coding region: 1-1104 (367 amino acids)
Biological process (GO): adenine catabolic process; hypoxanthine salvage
Cellular component (GO): cytosol
Molecular function (GO): adenine deaminase activity
Source: RefSeq, a predicted model, not a curated record